This is a messenger RNA of Fusarium vanettenii 77-13-4, 666 nucleotides long. RefSeq lists its product as uncharacterized. Lineage: Eukaryota; Fungi; Ascomycota; Sordariomycetes; Hypocreales; Nectriaceae. The annotation marks the transcript as partial. The record is from RefSeq and is a predicted model, not a curated record. The transcript has a single exon.
AAGCAGUAUUUCCUCGCCCCCACGGAUCUCAUUCCGAACUCUCCACGCCCCCUGUUGCACUACAAGAAUGUGCUGCCACGAACCACUGAGAACCCCGACCAUUGCAGCGCAGCUAGGGUCUAUGACUUAUUCGAAAGCAAUGGUUGGAAAGUGGAGUGGCUCAUCCGUUAUGGGCAGACCCAGCUUUCACACUUUCACUCCAAGGCCCAUGAAGUUAUGGCCGUGCUAUCAGGCCACGCGACGAUCCGAUUUGGAGUCGCUAAUACCUCUGAGGAUAUGCAUGAUAACACGUACGGCUCGGCCAGGGAGGAGGGUGGCAUUGAGCUCAAGGCUGAGGCGGGAGACAUCUUCCUCAUUCCGGCUGGUGUAGCACACAAGACCUAUGACACAAAACCAGAGAAUGAACUGAAGCUCUUGACGCCGGGGUCUGGUCAUGGAAUCGACGCUGAAGAUCCUAGGGAGGCUCUAUCGAAAAUCAAGCUAUCGGGAUUCACAAUGAUGGGGGCGUACAACGGAGGCGAAUGGGAUUUCAUUAAGGGUGGAGGAGAGUAUGAGAAGAUUUGGUCCAUUCCUAAGCCUAAAUAUGACCCUGUGUUGGGAGAUUCGGAAGAAGGGCUGAACAGAUUCUGGCGGGGGAGUAACAUGGCCCUUCGAGUUCAUCUGUAA